AUGGCGGCUAAAAUAGCACUAGCUGUGGGAUUAUUCAUCGUAAUCUGUGGGUCACCUGGUCUAAAAUCAUCCCAGGUAGUUCCAGAUGGUCUGGUUUACACCGAAGUCAAGAAGAAUCUGGUCCAAGGAGUUCAAGGUGUUCUUACUUGUCGCUUCGAUGGAGUCCCAUUGGCAGUCUACUGGAGAAAGGGCCUUGAUCCUGAUGAUCUAAGCCCCGUGGUAGCAUGGCAUGAUGGUAAAGUAUCAGGUCCAAGAUUCGAAGAUGGGAGCUGUGACGUGGACGAAAAUUAUUCCUUGAUCAUCAACAAUGUCUCAACGGCAGAUGCUGGAAGAAUGUACUGCACAGUUUCUAACAACAAUGGAGUUCUGAUGAACAACUAUACUGAUAUUUUAGUUGCAGGUCUAAAAGCAUCCCAGGUGGUUCCAGAUGGCGUGGUUUACACCGAAGUAAAGAAGACACUAGUCCAAGGAGUUCAAGGGAUUCUAACAUGUCACUUUUACGGAAAACCACUGGCAGUCUACUGGAUUAGGGGCCGUGAUCCUGACGAUCUAAGCCCCAUGGUUGUUUGGCUUGAUGGAGAAGUAUUUGGACCAAGAUACGAUGAUGGAAGUUGUGACGUCGACGAAAAUUAUUCCUUGAUCAUCAACAAUGUCUCAAUGGCAGAUGUUGGAAGAAUGUACUGCAAAGUUUCAAACUACAAGGGAUUUAUAAUGCAAAACUACACUGAUACUUUAGUUGUAGAUACUGCAAUCACAACAAAUCCACAAGCCACUCUGCAGAUGCGUCAAGCCACUCAUAGUAUCCUGCAAUGCACCGUUCACAUCAAGGCCAGAAGAGUCUCUUGGAAAAAAGGAACUACUUCCUCAGCGAAUGAAAGCUUGGUGGUAAUUGAAAACAACCAAGUUGUUGCUAAAAGAACUGGUGCUCGGUACGACGGCCAGUACAACAUCACCCAAGAUUACUCGCUGGUCAUCAACCAGUUACAGAUCCAUCGUGAAGGUCUUUAUGUUUGUGAGGUGACCGACUUUGACACUGGGAUAUCCUUUCGGAAUCACACAUUUGUUAAUGUGGUUGCCAAGCCUCUGGAACCGUUUCCAAUCAUCCAGGAAUGUCUGAAUACUGAACAGCAUGACUCAAACUACUGCAUCCUGGUCGCCAAAUCCGGAAUGACUCUCACAUGCCAAGCGAUGAAGUACUACCCCUCUAUCAACCUUGUAUUUCUAUACGGGUCCAGAGUACUUGAGCCUUCAGAUACAAGAGAAUGGAAUAACACAGACGGGACGAAAAACAAAACCAUCACUAUUGCCACCAAGGGUAACAAAGAAUUGUAUACAUGUGUGGCUUCCAGUAUUCCAGGAACUAAUGAAAAUAAAUCCACAUCUGUCUUACUCCAAGGUGACGAACCAGUGAAGUCAACUGUGGUGGUAAUCUUAGUUUAUUUUGCUUUAAUGAUACUCAUCUCCUCAACGGCAUAUUUCAUUUGGAGAAAGAAACAACAAAAAGAGGUUUUGCAAGCACUUGAACAACGUCUUAGUGAGGUAUUGAUGCAGCAUUACAGAAGGACAUCUGACUGCAUUGACAAGAAACGUACUAUGAAGGCUAAUGACAUUACUGAUAUUAGGACUGCUCUCUGUGAUACUCAUCAAAUGCUGAUUGAUUGGCGUGAAAGUCAGAGAUCUACAAGAAACCAAGAAACGAUCGACAUAGAAACUGAGUCAGCUUAUGCCUGGCCUUCUAACGAGGAACUCAAAACGAUUUCACGUCAUCUCACACAAGAAUCGAUGAAGGAAGUCUGUAUGAAACUAAACAUUGACUGUCAAUAUGAUGAUGCUAAUGACGAAGGGGAACGGUUCAAAACUCUACGUAAAUGGAGAACCAAGGCGUCAGCUAAACCUUUAGAGGAUAAAUGGAAGCAAUUGUUUUCAGCCUUGGAAUCAAACCAGCUUGAAGGUUUGCUGCCAACUUUAAGAGGACCAUACAUUUACAAAGCUGAGUUAGUUGAUCUGGCUUUUCAUCUGCUCAUGCAGGAUCUUAGUCCUGUCGCUAAAGAGCUGGGUAUCAAUGUCACUAAACUGGUAUCAUAUCGACCCGUAUUCAGUCCUUCACACCUUGAGAGUAGUACCAUCAACUUACUCAUUGAACUCUACUCAUCCAUUAGAGACACCAGCCUAACAAAACCAGAACGAAUGGUCUUCUUCAGGAAAAUAGCGAAUUCCAAGUAUGAUAGUGACGCUAUUACAGGAAUGUUUGAGUACAACAUGAGCUAUGGUGAGCUGUGUUCUAUCUCGGAAGCAAUCAAUACAAACCUAGAAGGAAGUGCUGAUCAAGCUACUUCCGGCAUGCUUCAAGGUUCAGGAAUCUGCGAAUCACUUCAGAAUGUGCUACAGCUGACUGAUCAAGACAAAGCUGACGGUUUCGAUGCCUCACAACCAUUAACAGCAUUUGCGCUGUUAAAGAUAUGGAAAGAGAAGCCACGUCCGUCGGUUUUCAACUAUCGUGCGGCUUUAGCUUAUGAACUGCGGAGGACCCAGAUGCCUGGUCUCGCAGAUGAAGUAGCUGCAGGCAAAUACAUGAAGGAGGGGACAAGUCUUGCAUUCAUUGAAGACAUGGUUCGGGGAUUAAAAUCAGAUCAGCUGGAAUGCCUUAGGAAUAUACUAAAACUGAGUGGAACAGACCGCUGGUCUACGAAUACACCCUCAGAUACGAUCUCCAAGAAGAUCUUUGACUGGGUGGCAAAAUGGACAAAUGCAAUGGAGACUUGUCGGAAAUCCCGUGCCAGACAACCUGUCAAAACAGACGUGACAACAGUCCCCGGUGGCUCCGUGUUAGGAGACGUUAUUGCGACGAGAAUGCUUCUUGAUCACAGGAAUCUAAAUGAUCUGCUCGUACAGCAUGGUUUUCUAGAUUUCGCGCGUGCGGAUAAAGGUUGCCUAAUGCUACGUUUACACUAUGUUCCCGACGGCCACGGUAACCCCGUUUCUGGCCACCGUGGACGAAACGGGAUUGACGUGACACAACGCGGGGGACCGUAUGGGCGAACGUGA
Molecule: messenger RNA, 3045 nt
Organism: Strongylocentrotus purpuratus (purple sea urchin)
Lineage: Eukaryota; Metazoa; Echinodermata; Echinoidea; Camarodonta; Strongylocentrotidae
Exons: 13
Coding region: 1-3045 (1014 amino acids)
Cellular component (GO): plasma membrane
Source: RefSeq, a predicted model, not a curated record